AUGGUGGUGAUGACGCGGAGCCGAAGUCGCAUGAUGGCGGAAGCAACGGCGGAGUCACUGACUACGAUUCUACCGGAGGAAGUGAUGAUUGAAAUCCUUAAUAGGGUUGAAUUGAACGAUACUCUACAAUUGAGGUGUGUUUGCAAAUCAUGGAAAUCGCUGGUUCUUGAUCCUCAAUUCAUGAAGAACCACCUUCACAAAUUGCUCAAUGAUAUCACCGUUCAAUUUUCUAAGGCCAAGGAAUUCUUCAACGCUUUCAAAUCGCAGCAUCGUAUAAAUAACCCGGUCAUGCCUCAAGAACAAGUAGACGAUGACGAAGACGGUGAAGAAGCAGCACAAGAAGAUGCUGCUGCUGUUGACAAUGUUGCCGCUGAAGAUGAAGAAAAAGAAGAGAAAAAAGAAGAAGAAGAAGCUGAGAAACAUUGUUUGGUGACUGCACUUGCUGUGUUGGAUGGUAUUUUGGUAGAUGUUCUUUCUCUCAAAGGGGAUUUGAAAUUUAUCAACCUUGAGACGCAAAUGCAACCUGUUGAGGAUAGAUUGAAGUGUCUCCGAAGCUUUAUGCGAAUUUAUCUCAAGUCAGAAACAUCUUCAUCUUCUUCUGAUUACUCUCUUUUGAAAUGUUGCAACUGA
Trifolium pratense (red clover) is the source of this 630-nucleotide messenger RNA. RefSeq lists its product as uncharacterized. Gene Ontology annotation, molecular function: protein binding. The coding region runs from base 1 to 630 and encodes 209 amino acids. Lineage: Eukaryota; Viridiplantae; Streptophyta; Magnoliopsida; Fabales; Fabaceae. The transcript has a single exon. The record is from RefSeq and is a predicted model, not a curated record.